CCAAUGAUAUUUAUAAAAUUCGAACAUUCAAAACACUACGCACACAAAUAAUGAAACACAAUUGUUUAAUCAGUAGUUAAACGGACACUUAGAGAGGUAAACACGAACAUAAUCGGACUUUACCAAAAUUGUGUAAAUAAAUAACGCCAAAACGAACGGGUUCGAAUAGCCCCAAUCAAAACCCACUGGGAACCCUAUAGUUUACAACCCGUAUUCAACAAUUCAAGUAGAGUUUACUGCGUUAUUUGUCAGAUCGAAAAUCAAACAGUCUGAAAUAGCUGUUCGAAAAAUCGUCCGGUUGGAAGUCAAAUGUAAAGUCGAGAGACUAUUCAAGCGAUACGCGUUCUGCAGAACAUGUCCAAGGACAUUAACACCGCAUCGACCAGCGGAUUUGCACGGGAGUUGGGCGGAGCGCAUUCGACACCUGCCGCCCCGCAGUCCACUCCCGCUGACACGCCUCCCACUCGCCCGCUGCCGGAAAUUACCGCCGGCAGUCGCACGCUGGACCACCGCCUCAACCCCAACGCCCCUGUUUUUGUGCCCGACUUCAAGGCCAGCCAGGUGGCCAAAAGACUCUUCGAUGACUUUUCACCGUAUACCCGCUGGAGCACGGCCUCGUCGGAGAACUUAUCCUAUGGACCCCGCUACGAUUCCAUCUGGCGUGAGGUUAGCCCGCAGCAGCAGCGGCGUGUGCCCAAUCCUCGCUUCGAUUACAGCCUGGAUCCUGGCGAGAAUGAGGUUGGGGAACUGGAGUUCGACCAACAUCAGGCCAUGAACAUAGGAGCCGAGGCCUAUGAUCCCAUUGCUGGCAGCACAACAACCAGCCAGGCAAUGGAAGGGCCCGAAAUUGUGGGGGAUGUAGAUGUAGAUGCACAUUCGCAACUGGAGGAAACCGUGGAUGAUGGAAAGUGCAAUGGUCUUCACCAUCGCCGCUCCUCCAGAUCGACCAAAAGAUGCUGUCUGCUCAUGUAGGCCGCAAGGACUGGCGAAUUUCAUUCGUUUUCAAUAUGUAUUUAGACUUAUUA
Messenger RNA from Drosophila gunungcola (fruit fly), 1025 nucleotides. RefSeq lists its product as uncharacterized. The record is from RefSeq and is a predicted model, not a curated record. NCBI's taxonomy places the organism in Eukaryota, Metazoa, Arthropoda, Insecta, Diptera, Drosophilidae.